This is a messenger RNA of Miscanthus lutarioriparius, 858 nucleotides long. The record is from the annotation of a GenBank genome assembly. NCBI's taxonomy places the organism in Eukaryota, Viridiplantae, Streptophyta, Magnoliopsida, Poales, Poaceae.
AUGGCGGGGCGACCCCCACCCGCGGAGGCGGCGGCCAGCGCCGGUGCGAGCGGGGUGGCCGGAUCCAGCUCCCUCCCUCGUUCGCUCAGCACGGCGGCGUGGAUCCAGGGUAGAGAAGGUGGCCGCGGAUCCAGGGCAGGGAAGGUGGCCACGCCGUCGUUCAGCACGGUGGCGGCGCGGAUCUGGCUCGGUGGCUUCGACAACGGCAGACACGGCAGGAUCCAGCACGGGAGCGGCAGAUCCAGCAUGGGAGGCUGGUUUCGAAAUGAAAAUUUUAUUAUCGACCAGAUGUUAACUGAAGCGCCAAAGACUGCUCAAGAACUGGCGAUCACACAUGCGCACAUCUGGCUCUUCCUCGGUCCUCACCUUCCGAGGUGGCUCGGGCCUCUGUGCUCUGGGCUCGGGCCUCUGGGCGGCGCGGGUGGAGCGGCGCUGUGGCAGGCGCCGCCGCGACGGACGGCGCGGGCGUGGCUUCCGGCUCCGCGACGGACGGCGCCGCGUACGAGGGCGCGGGCCGCUGCCGGCUCCGCGGCGGGAUGGGCGACGCGAACCUGCAGUUACUUGCUGUCAAACUCACCAAUAGGCAAUAGCUAUGAAAUCUGCCAAUUCAGUUUACUUGGAAGAAUGAGCAUGAAGAUGGACAUGCCUGCUUUAACAAUGUCAUCUCGCUCGAUCUUGAAGAUGAAGCAGACCGUGUAUUUGAGAAAUAUGCACGCACCCAAUCUCAUUCUUAACAAAGUACAAAUAGAGAUACCACCAGACCUGCUUCAGGUAGAAGAAAAUGACAUGGGAGGGACUAUAAAUGGAUCAUCUCGUGCUUCAGCCAACCUGGACAUGGACGACAGUGAUGGCCAUUGA